UCGAAUUUGAAUACACCAAACACCGGCUGAUGUGGCUCAAGUUCAAAGCUAAUGGCACUUCAUCAAGGUGUCUGCAGCUAUGGGGCAGGGACUCUCUGGAGCAAAGAGCAAGAUCGCUGGUGUUCUAGGCGGAGGCGGAACUGAAGGUGAUGCAGCUGCUUCAGGUGGCCGGUCACCCACUACUCCGGUUGAAGGCCAGUACACAGUGAAAGAGGCUUUGGAGCUGCAGAAGGCCUUAAAGGCUGCCUUUGCAGAAGACGCGUUUCAGAAACUUCUGAAGCAUGCGCAGGAUAGACACCCCAAGCGAGGGAUCCGUGGACAUGCUGAUCAGACAGCAUUUACCACUCAGCUUCAAGGUCUUUUACUCCAUGUCUACCGCCGUGUCCUUCCACAGACGCCUUGGUGCCUCCAAGCUGGAUGGGAUGGCUACAGAGAGAUGAUGAUGCGCAUGACUGCGGCCUCCGAGGAUCCUCGAGUUAUACAGGGACGAGAGGAUAUCAACAGGCUCCUUGGGCUACCACGGCACACGAUCAUUCAACCUCCGGCAGCUGAGCCGGUGUUUGUGGAGACUCCAGAUGGCUCUGGCAAUCAGGGUUUGUUUGGAGCCCCGAUGCUGAUUGAUGCUGAUGGGGACUACGCGCACGAGUUCUGGGAGGAAGACAAGGCAGGGCAGCUGGUUCUGGUCACUCCUCAAGUUGCGGCUAGUUUCGGCUGACCCGGAAAUGCGCAAUGCACUGGGUGCUGAGCUGCAAAAAGCAGCUCGCGCAGACACGACAUCACAAGAAUACUGGUCAAUGUGUAUUGGGC
Durusdinium trenchii is the source of this 807-nucleotide messenger RNA. The record is from the annotation of a GenBank genome assembly. Lineage: Eukaryota; Dinophyceae; Suessiales; Symbiodiniaceae.